AUGUUAAUAGCUUUAUCUAUUUAUUUAUUUCAUUUAUUUAAAAAAAAUUUGGUAAGGAAUUAUUUGGAAUAUUUUUAUUUUAAUUCUUUCAAGUCCCAAAAUAGCCAACAACAACAAUUUAAUAAUCAAAAUGGAAAAUUAACCUCCACAUUAAUUUUAGAAAAGCAACCUUUAAAUUUAAAUGAAAAAUCAGAAAAAGAUUUAAAUGAUAAUUUAAUUAAUAAAAAUGAAGAAGCGCCUCCUCCCCGUCCACCCAAAAAUACCUCAAUUAAUUCAACAAUUCCUCAUCAAAAUUUAAACGAAAAACAAACUAAUGGAAUUAAAAAUGAGGAAACUUCUUCCCCUUUAAUUUCAAUUCGCCCAUUAGAAUCUUCCCCAAGAAAAAAACAAAUAUUUUCUAAUGGAAGAGAAGGAGGGGCUAAUACACCUCCUUCACCACUUAGAAUGACUCCAUUACGUCCUCAACAACAAUUAAAAAAUGGAAAUUCUCAUCAGAAUUUUGCAACAGCAGAUUCCUUUUCAUCUUCUCCACCUCCCCUUCCACCUCCAUCAACAUUUUAUCCUGACCGUUCAUUAUCUAAAUUAGCACCUACAAGCAAUAAUUCAAUUUUAAGUUCAUCUCCAAUUUCUGAAUUAACUUCUUCCUCUAUAUCUCCUUCUGGAGAUUCUUUAAGAGAUAGUGAAUUAAUGCGCCCUCCAAAUAUUAAAAUUAUAUCUUCAAUUAAUUCUACUAAAAGACAUUCCCCAAUUGAUUCUAUAUCAGCACCUAUUGCUUGUAAAGAAGAGCUUUGA
Meloidogyne enterolobii is the source of this 792-nucleotide messenger RNA. The record is from the annotation of a GenBank genome assembly. NCBI's taxonomy places the organism in Eukaryota, Metazoa, Nematoda, Chromadorea, Rhabditida, Meloidogynidae.